Hibiscus syriacus is the source of this 1522-nucleotide messenger RNA. Its product is annotated as UDP-glycosyltransferase 73C5-like. The record is from RefSeq and is a predicted model, not a curated record. NCBI's taxonomy places the organism in Eukaryota, Viridiplantae, Streptophyta, Magnoliopsida, Malvales, Malvaceae. The coding region runs from base 50 to 1492 and encodes 480 amino acids. Gene Ontology annotation, molecular function: UDP-glycosyltransferase activity. The transcript has a single exon.
UCCAAUUCACUUCAAACAUUUCCUUCUUUCUACUCCUAUUGUAUGCUCUAUGGAUUCCCUAUCCCACCAAUCUCACUUUGUGUUGUUCCCUUUCAUGGCCCAAGGUCACUUGAUCCCCAUGGUCGAUAUUGCUCGACUGCUAGCACAACGUAAAGUGAUCGUCACCGUAGUUACAACACCUCAUAACGCUGGCAGAGUCCGAAAAACAAUUGCUCGAGCCGUUGAAUUAGGCUACCCUAUCCGUUUAGUUGAGCAAGUGUUCGGAUUGGAAGACGGGGUGGAGAAUGUAGACAUGAUUAGUUCAAUGGAGCAAGUGUUCAAAUUCUUCACUGCAGCAAACGGUAUGGACGAAGCCGUCGAGAAAUUAUUCGAGAAGCUAACACCACGCCCCGGUUGUAUUAUUUCAGACUGGUGCCUCUACUAUACUCUCAAAAUUGCAAACAAGUUUCAGGUUCCGAGGAUAACGUUCAAUGGAACUUGUUGUUUCUGUUAUCUUUGUGUGCACAACAUAAAGUCCUCGAACAUACUAAAUAGCAUAACAUCCGAUUGUGAACGCUUCACCGUGCCGGGCUUGACUGAAACGAUCGAGUUUACAAAACUCCAGUUACCGGCUAACCAUGACGAAUCUUGGAAGGAUGUUUUUGAUCUGAUUCACGAAGCUGACCAAGCAUCAUAUGGGGUUGUCAUAAAUAGUUUCGAAGAGCUGGAGUUGCCGUAUGUGGAAGAAUAUACGAAGAUAACGAAAGUUUGGUGCAUCGGUCCAGUUUCUCUGAACCACAAAGACGAGUCGGAUAAGGCUGAAAGAGGUAAAAAGGCUUCUAUCAAUGAGCAGCAGUGCUUGAAGUGGCUUGAUUCUCAAGAAAACAGCUCUGUAAUCUAUGCUUGCCUCGGAAGUGUAAGCUCUAUAAAGCCACAGGAACUGAUAGAGUUGGGUUCGGGUUUAGAGGCAUCGAACAAGCCAUUCAUUUGGGUCCUAAGAGAAAACAACGACACAUCAAACCAAGUGGCGAAGUGGAUUAAAGAGGAUGGAUUUGAAGAAAGAACAAGAGGAAGAGGGCUUGUAGUUAUGGGAUGGGCACCACAAGUACUCAUCUUGUCGCACCCAGCAGUAGGAGGGUUCUUAACUCAUUGUGGAUGGAAUUCAACAAUCGAAGGCAUUUCUGCUGGCGUCCCGUUGUUGACAUUGCCACUGUGGGCAGACCAGUUUACCAACGAGAAACUCGUAGUACAAGUGCUGAAGAUCGGAGUAAGUGUUGGGGCCGAUACACCUACAGCUUGGGGAGUUGAGAAACCAGGGUUCAGGUUGAGGAAAGACCAAGUUAAAAACGCAAUAGACGAAUUGAUGAAUGAAGGAAACGAUGGAAUAGAGAGAAGACGAGCUAAAGAGUUUGCCGAGAAGGCAAAUGAAGCUGUUCAAGUGGGAGGAUCGUCUUACCUCAAUAUGACACGGUUAAUCGAAGAUAUCAUCCAAAAAUCUUCAAAAAUAUGUUAAGAUUUUAUAACAAUCUUGAAAAAUGGCGUU